AUGACCUCGAAACCAACGAUUGCGCCACUGGCGACUCUGACACCAGCUUCCAACACACGCACAUGGCUCUCGUCGCCGCACCCGAACCUCCCUAUCGUCGCAACAGCAUGCAGUGACCGCAGUGUGCGCGUCUACUCACUCAACUCUUUCAACCUCGUCAGUAACAUCACUGGUGGUCACAAACGUUCCGUCCGCAGUGUUGCAUGGAAACCCGACAGCGGCACCUCUGCUACCGGCGAGAGUGUACUUGCGACUGGCAGUUUUGACGCCAGCGCCGGCAUCUGGAGACGAUGGGAGGGCAACAGCGGCAAGGUCAACAAAUCAGAAGACAACGAAGUCGACUUCACAAAAGACGGAGGUGGUGACGAGGAUGACGAGUGGCGCUUCGCUGUCGUGCUUGACGGCCACGAGUCCGAGAUCAAGAGUCUGGCAUUUAGUCCUACCUCGCCAUUGCUCGCGACCUGCAGUCGCGAUAAGAGUGUUUGGAUCUGGGAAGAGCUGGAAGAUGAUAACUUUGAAACUGUCGCUGUUUUGCAAGAGCACGAGGGCGAUGUCAAGUGUGUGUGCUGGCACCCCUCGGAAGAACUCCUCGCCUCGUCCAGCUACGACGACAACAUUCGCCUGUGGAGAGAAGACAUUGACGAUUGGGGCUGUUGCGCCGUACUCGCAGGCCACGGUGGUACAGUCUGGUGGGUAGAGUUUGAGGGUGCCACACGACCAGGUCUCAAAGCUACCACAGAGCAACAGCAAAGACUGCUCGAACUAAGAGAAGCCUCUGGUCCACGUCUAGCUAGUUGUUCCGACGAUCUCAGCAUCCGCGUCUGGCGCCGCAUUCCCAGAGACAGGCCCAAUGGCGCUCCUCAGACUGGUCCCAGAAUGCCAAGUAUCAUAAAGACAAAUACCAUCGAGGAAGAAUGGGUCCCUGAAGCCGCCUUGCCUCAACACCACGAACGCGCCAUCUACUCUGUCUCAUGGAGCAGAACUACUGGUCUCCUUGUCAGCGCGGGUAGUGACGGCAAAAUCAUCGUCUAUAAGGAGCAAUGGGCUGCCGACAAUGCAUCAACACAAAUAGAGACAACAGAUGGCCCUAAGGAAAUCGCAAAGACGGAAUGGGUUGUUAUGGCUGAAGUCGAAAAUGCGCACGACGUCUUUGAAAUCAACCACGUCUGUUGGGCUAAGCGAAGCGAUGCUGGCCGUCGUAGUGAUGAUGAGGAGAUUAUCAUCAGCACUGGCGAUGAUGGUGAAGUGCGUGUUUGGACACUCGAGAACUUCUCAUGA
This is a messenger RNA of Aureobasidium melanogenum CBS 110374, 1278 nucleotides long. Its product is annotated as WD40 repeat-like protein. The record is from RefSeq and is a predicted model, not a curated record. Gene Ontology annotation, biological process: iron-sulfur cluster assembly. The coding region runs from base 1 to 1278 and encodes 425 amino acids. Gene Ontology annotation, cellular component: cytosolic [4Fe-4S] assembly targeting complex. The transcript has a single exon. Lineage: Eukaryota; Fungi; Ascomycota; Dothideomycetes; Dothideales; Saccotheciaceae. Gene Ontology annotation, molecular function: protein binding.